Oncorhynchus keta (chum salmon) is the source of this 2317-nucleotide messenger RNA. It is a transcript of the gene mfap5, whose product is annotated as microfibril associated protein 5. The transcript has 3 exons. Gene Ontology annotation, cellular component: microfibril. NCBI's taxonomy places the organism in Eukaryota, Metazoa, Chordata, Actinopteri, Salmoniformes, Salmonidae. The record is from RefSeq and is a predicted model, not a curated record. Bases 1454 to 1756 code for a protein of 100 amino acids. Gene Ontology annotation, biological process: embryonic eye morphogenesis.
GUGUCUGUCUCUACCCUACCGCCUGUGAGUGAGGUGUCUGUCUCUACCCUCCCGCCUGGUGAGUGAGGUGUCUGUCUCCAUCCUACCGCCUGUGAGUGAGGUGUCUGUCUCUACCCUCCCGCCUGGUGAGUGAGGUGUCUGUCUCUACCCUACCACCUGGUGAGUGAGGUGUCUGUCUCUACCCUACCGCCUGGUGAGUGAGGUGUCUGUCUCUACCCUACCGCCUGGUGAGUGAGGUGUCUGUCUCUACCCUACCGCCUGGUGAGUGAGGUGUCUGUCUCUACCCUACCGUCUGGUGAGUGAGGUGUCUGUCUCUACCCUACCGUCUGGUGAGUGAGGUGUCUGUCUCUACCCUACCGUCUGGUGAGUGAGGUGUCUGUCUCUACCCUACCGUCUGGUGAGUGAGGUGUCUGUCUCUACCCUACCGUCUGGUGAGUGAGGUGUCUGUCUCUACCCUACCGCCUGGUGAGUGAGGUGUCUGUCUCUACCCUACCGCCUGUGAGUGAGGUGUCUGUCUCUACCCUACCACCUGGUGAGUGAGGUGUCUGUCUCUAUCCUACCGCCUGGUGAGUGAGGUGUCUGUCUCUACCCUACCGCCUGGUGAGUGAGGUGUCUGUCUCUACCCUACCUCCUGGUGAGUGAGGUGUCUGUCUCUACCCUACCGCCUGGUGAGUGAGGUGUCUGUCUCUACCCUACCGCCUGGUGAGUGAGGUGUCUGUCUCUACCCUACCGCCUGGUGAGUGAGGUGUCUGUCUCUAUCCUACCGCCUGUGAGUGAGGUGUCUGUCUCUACCCUACCGCCCGGUGAGUGAGGUGUCUGUCUCUACCCUACCUCCUGGUGAGUGAGGUGUCUGUCUCUUUCCUACCACCUGGUGAGAGAGGUGUCUGUCUCUACCCUACCACCUGGUGAGUGAGGUGUCUGUCUCUACCCUAUCACCUGGUGAGUGAGGUGUCUGUCUCUACCCAACCACCUGGUGAGUGAGGUGUCUGUCUCUACCCUACCACCUGGUGAGUGAGGUGUCUGUCUCUACCCUACCACCUGGUGAGUGAGGUGUCUGUCUCUACCCUAUCACCUGGUGAGUGAGGUGUCUUUCUCUAUCCUACCACCUGGUGAGUGAGGUGUCUGUCUCUACCCUACCACCUGGUGAGUGAGGUGUCUGUCUCUACCCUACCACCUGGUGAGUGAGGUGUCUGUCUCUACCCUAUCACCUGGUGAGUGAGGUGUCUUUCUCUAUCCUACCACCUGGUGAGUGAGGUGUCUGUCUCUACCCAACCACCUGGUGAGUGAGGUGUCUGUCUCUACCCUACCACCUGGUGAGUGAGGUGUCUGUCUCUACCCUACCUCCUGGUGACUAAGGUCUUCAAUGUGCAACAGAAACAUCACUAAACAAUGUUAGGCCAGGGAUGACCAGGGGUGUCCAGUGUUAACUAAACAUUGUGUGUGAGUUAUCUUGAUGUUGUGUGUAUCCUCUGUGCUAGACUGUAGGGAAGAGACGUACCCCUGCACCAGGAUGUACUCUGUCCACCGGCCCAUCAAGAGAUGCAUCCACUCCCUCUGCCUUUACAGCCUCCCUCGUGUCUAUGUGAUCAACAAGGAGAUAUGUGUUAGAACUGUCUGCCAACAGGAUGAGUACCUGAAGGCUGAGCUCUGCAGGGAGCGGUCCGGCUGGCCCAAACGCUUCCAGAGGUCAACCACCAAUAAGAAACGCUGUCGCAAUCGCCAUAGCAACCCCAAAACCUGGGAAAACAAGGCCUGAUGGGCCCAAGAUGGCGGAGAUGGAAGGAGGGGCGGAGGAAGAAGGGAGGAAGGAGAGGAGAGAAGGAGUAGGAGGGAGGACUCCCUUGGAGACAGAACACUGGGUUGUCUCCAUAAAAACAUCAUAAAUCCACCGCUCAACACCUGGUGCUAGCCAGCCACACACACACACAACCAGACACACACAAACAAACAACAUAUAUAUAACACAGUCCAUGUAACUCCAGUUAUGAACAGUCUGAGUCAUAUUUCUCAGUUCUGCUAUUAGCCCUGUGUUUUAAUAUAACUGUAUGUGAAUAUCAGGGGAGAAAUCACUCCCCACAGAUUGGAUUGUGUUUUAUUUGACACGGAUCAUGUUCUGUGCCGUUGCGGGCUGUAUAAUACUGUUCAGAUGGAACGCUGUUGAGUUCCUGUAGUUGUGUACUGUAGAGACAGUCUGAGAACAAUGUAUCCACUCUGUCAUUACUGACACCUUAUUGUAAAGCACCCUAUCACAAUCCAAUACCAAAGCAGUGCAAUACUACAAAGCAGUGCAAUACUACCCAAUAAAAUGUCAUUCAUU